Messenger RNA from Homarus americanus (American lobster), 1258 nucleotides. RefSeq lists its product as uncharacterized. The record is from RefSeq and is a predicted model, not a curated record. The coding region runs from base 135 to 773 and encodes 212 amino acids. The transcript is spliced from 7 exons. NCBI's taxonomy places the organism in Eukaryota, Metazoa, Arthropoda, Malacostraca, Decapoda, Nephropidae.
GGAGCCAGCAGGUGUCUCCCCUACACCACCACCCACCAGCAGCAGCAGAUAUAUACUGCACCGGAGACACUAUCCGUACAUUCAGUCUGCGCUUCAGCUGCCCUCACUGAUCGUCCUCGUUCCUCACUGCCGCCAUGUUGAGAUUCACCAUCCUGCUUGCCACCGUCUUGGUGGCCUCUGCUCACCCCUCCAACGUGGGGAUCUUUGAGAAGGAGCUCACGGAAGCGCUGCAGAAAUUCCUGGGACCCCGCGACCCCCACAUCAUCGCCAACAUCACCGGCCUUCACAUCACCACUGACCACAGCAGCAUCACCUUCAAUGCCUACGACACAGAGAUGUCGGGCUUCGCCAACGUGGUGGUCACCUUCUUCGAGCCGCCCAUCCCCUUAAUCACAAAGAUCGUAAAGAUGAACGUGAUGAUGGAUAUGGUAAAGUUCCACACUGACGACUACUCUCUGAGCGGCACUUUCAACGGCGAGCCCACCAAUUCCGCUGGCAUGGGCGAUAUGAUUUUCAACAAGUUCGGGAUGAAUCUCGUCCUCAAGGCUGAGAGCUACAAGCUGGAGCCCGUGAAACUGUGUGUUCAGGAAGGUAGCCUGACUGUCGACCUCACUGUCGAGAGCAUUGAUUCGGAGCUGGAGGGAGCUGAUGACAUUAACGCUGACAUCGACGCCAACGGCCCGACACUCAUGGAGGGCGUGCAGGUGUUUGUCAACGAAAAUGCGGACGUUAUCGUGGCUGUCAUCAACGGCGCCCUGUGUGAUGCCCCCUGAACACUCUACUCACCUUUCUUCUUUGCUGCCACAAACAUUUCAGAAUACACUUGAAUUGUUGCUUGUUAUUUUCUAACUUAUAUUUUUGAACUCAUGUAUUUAAUCACUAAACUACUGUUUUCUUUGUAGUUUUCCAACGUAACUUUCCUGUUCAGUCAUGAAUACUAAUAAUAAGUUAAAAAAUAAUUGGACGUCACCAAUUAUUAAGCAACUAUAUCUAUGUAUAAUAAAUUCAUAGAGAAACCAACAAACAAGUUCGUCAAGCAGAUGAAUAUCUGUUUUGUGUUAGCGGGAAUUUAACUAGUAAGUAAAUACGGUUUGUCUCACUAAACUCUGGAGAUCCAUCCUGUUGAUGAGUACUCGAUUCAAUGUACCCCAGACAAGACAAAACGUGACAGGAGGUUAUGUCGGUCCGACUAGACAAUGAAGCUGGAUAUUAUGUCUGUUUUCUAUUGUCUUGAGAUAAAUAAACUGAUGCAUGCCCU